This is a messenger RNA of Ostreococcus tauri, 1656 nucleotides long. RefSeq names its product Hypoxia-inducible factor 1-alpha inhibitor. Bases 1 to 1656 code for a protein of 551 amino acids. Gene Ontology annotation, molecular function: 2-oxoglutarate-dependent dioxygenase activity. NCBI's taxonomy places the organism in Eukaryota, Viridiplantae, Chlorophyta, Mamiellophyceae, Mamiellales, Bathycoccaceae. The transcript has a single exon. The record is from RefSeq and is a predicted model, not a curated record.
AUGGACGACGACCACGCGCGGGCGUCGGCGGGGACGACGGGCGAUGCGCGAUGCGGGACGAACGGUGGACGGUUCGGUCGAGGGGUGAUUCGAGCGAGACGACGCGCUCGACGGGGACACGGGAGCGAUGCGUUGGCGCUCGCGCCCACGACGACGCUGAGCGAUGUGUUCAGGACGAAUGCGAUCGACGCACACGUGAGCGCACGAUCGUUGAACGCGUGUGAGGAUCCGCCGGCGAGAUACCCGCCGACGUGCGUCGACGCCGAGCGCUCGGCGACGGCGACGCGCGACUUCAAGGCGAUGUCCUCCAGGGAACACCAAGACGCGAUGGCGACGAUGAUGCGAAGUCAGCCAAUGGUUUUGAAGAGGACGGGUGUUUUAGGCGACGUAAGUUCGAAGUACGUGGCCGAUCGAUUCCAGGGACUGGAGCAGACGUGGGAUUUUGAAAGAGUCGCGUCGGCGCUCGGAGCGAGCGAGUGGGAGUGUUUGAUGUGUCCCUCGAGCAAGCAUAAAUUCUUGGUGUGCGAUGCGUCUAAGAAUGCGCACGGCUCUUAUUAUCACAUUCGUGAGCCCGAGGUAGAGACGAUGCGAUGCAAGUUUGAAGAUUUCGUUCAGUGCGCUCGAAAUUGGAGGGAGAAAUCUAUUUUAUUUGACGCGGAAAUUUUCACCGCGAAGACGAUUGUGAACGCUGAAGAUAUCGCAGACCCACCGCCCAAGAGUGACUUCGAUCAAAGGUGUCCAGACGACUUCAUCAAGAAUGUUUGUAGUGGGAUCGACUGGGGGUGGUUCAAUCGAUUCACGCGAGCGCAGCGAUUCGGUCAGCUCCUCUCGAUGCGUCUCGUCGCUGGUCAACGCGAUAGCUUGAACCCAGCGCGCUAUUAUCUCGAAGAAUCGAUUCACCUACAAGUAAAUGGACGAAGAAGAAUUUUGCUGAUUCCUCCGAAACACUCGUUUGGAGGUAUGUACCCGUACCCCGUUGCCCACCCUUACGAUGGCUACAGCAUGGUGGACCUCGACGACGUGGUUUACGGGCAAACGCCAGCAUUCACCUCGGUUAGAGGCCUAAGCUUCGUGCUCGAGCCGGGAGACUUUCUCUACAUCCCUCGUGGAUGGUGGAGACACGAGCAAGGUCUGUCAAAAGAGCAUAUUCAUUUAGAUUUCAGGCUUUUGCACGGAAAGCGACCUAGAGCUCGUGACAUGGCGAUACUUCCAGUGUCGCGGAGCAUCGAGGAACGACUUGCCGUCGCAGAGGGAAUACAUCAGAUUAAACACUGGCUUAAAGUCAUAGCCGAGGCAGAAGACGCGAACUGGAUCGAUUUAAGCACUGUCAAGGGUCAUAAGCGUAUUAAGAUGACGCAAAUGGUGCGUGAUGAGGUUGAUUUGAACCUCGGGCGCGGGUCGUGGCAGGCGUUUCUUCGCACGAUGAUCGAUGGCCGACUCGAUCCUACUCCCUGGUUGAACAUCUCAUUCAGAGAGCCACUUUACCUCACCGACAAGCCAGUACACGUUGCGGACACUAGAAAUGAGUUGGAAAAGGAGUUUCCUGAAUUUUACGUCGCCAAGCUGAAGAAAGAAGGGUACGCCGUCGACUAUACUCCAGUGUCGGUGUUCAAUCCAACACAUCCCGAAACAAUCGCGAGUGUGCCCAAAGCUUGA